AUGCAAAACACGCAGUCAUCACAUACUAACUUCGGUCCAGGAGCAUCAGACCUAUCACAACUCAUGAACACCAUGUGCAACGCGAAUCACAAAGAACCAGUGUUCACGAUGCCAAUAUCGGUCAAACCGAAAACUCGCGAACCGGAUUCGUUCACUGAUAACAGAAUAUAUGUCAGCAACAUACCGUUCUCAUUCCGAGAGCAAGAUCUGGCUGCAAUGUUCUUCACAUACGGCAGAGUUCUCAGCGUGGAAAUUGUCACAAACGACCGUGGGUCAAAAGGGUUUGGUUUUGUAACCCUCGAUUCAAUCGAAUCAUGUGAAAGAGCACGCGCUGCUCUUCACGAAUCUCACGUUCAAGGGAGAAUAAUAGAGGUCAGAAGAGCAACUCCAACCAGAAGGAAGCUCAUCAAUAAUCCACAAAAUGAACUUCUACCCCCUCCGAAGUUGUGUGUCGACCUUCGUGCUCCACACAAUCAAUGGCGAACCGAGCCGAAUAACCAUCUUCCCUUCUUUCACAACGAUGAAAACUCGUCAAGGUUUCCAGCAGCCGGGUUCAUGAUGGCACCUUUCCAGGAUGCGACUCGUUUCACACAAAGCUCCUCCAGAUCUCCGUUUGCUGAGCUCAACUUCAAGCAAGCACCGCUUCGCUGUAUGAAACACAGUGAGCUGAAGUUGUCAUCAGCUGGUGACUAUUUCUGCAAGAAUGGUGAACCAACAACGGAGAACAGUCUACUCAUGUGUAUGCAUGGACAGAACACGUCGUGUCGCAGCAAGGAUUCCACAAACCACGAGUUGUCAGAUGUUGAGCAGAACUCGAUGUUCCCUAACCAUCUUCACGAUCAGAUUACUGCUCUUCUCGACACUUCCAACCAUUACGGAUCUGCCAACAACAGUGCCAGCCAGAAAAGACCUCCGUCUGUGACUUCGUCUGGUUCAGGGAUGAGAUCGUCGGAAAGCGAGCCAGCUUCAGAUGAAGAGCUCCAAUGGACACCCAACUGCAGCCCAGAUCUCCUUGCCUCACUCUACGAAGGAUCGACAUCAUUCCAUGGAAAAUUGGCUUCGCCAAGCAGAGGACCAUCAGCACAUUGA
Molecule: messenger RNA, 1089 nt
Organism: Caenorhabditis remanei
Lineage: Eukaryota; Metazoa; Nematoda; Chromadorea; Rhabditida; Rhabditidae
Exons: 5
Coding region: 1-1089 (362 amino acids)
Biological process (GO): nervous system development; regulation of alternative mRNA splicing, via spliceosome
Cellular component (GO): cytoplasm; nucleus
Molecular function (GO): mRNA binding
Source: RefSeq, a predicted model, not a curated record